GUAAAAGCCAGACAUGGAGUAUGCCACGUAUUACGCACGGUUUAGCUGGUUCCCAAAGGAUCACCAAAUUUACCUAAAUUUGAUCCCUGCUAUUUUACAACUGAUGUUGGUUGUGACAAAUCUGUUCAUUCUUGUCGUGUUCUUCAGGAGAAAAUGGUUUGGCGGUGUUAAUUUGAUUCUGAUCGGCAUGGCUCUUUCAGACAUGGCGUCCGUAGUAUUGCUCUUAGUUUCAUAUUUGUUCGCUCUGACAUUACACAUUCAUUCUGUGGACCCACAAAGUGAAUUUCAGAUUCAUUUUUUAUGUAUUACUUACAAAUAUGGAACGAACUUGUCCAUCACAUUCAACAUGACAUCCAUUUGGUUGAUGAUGUUUCUUGGCAUCGUAAAAUUUAUUUUGGUCCGUUUUCCGCUGAAGGCCAAGCUUUACACGACAUCCAGAAGAUUGUUGAUGGGAACAAUGACGAUAUACCUUAUAACUCUCUUAUACAAUGUCCCCCGGUAUCUCACGGACAAUUAUGAUAUCGCUGCAAAAUUGUAUCCUAGAAAAUUGAAAGAGACCGGAAGUUUCUAUUGUGCUAUAAAGAGUAUCAAGGAUAAAAAUUUUCAAAUGUUUUUGCAGAGGGAUGAUCUACUGAUUCGAUCAAUUUGUGUCCAUGUCAUACCUGUUGUUGUCUUGCUGUGUACAAGCACAUACUUCUGUUACAAACUAUCAAAAAGAAGUUAUGAUUUCAGUCCCACACCAGCAUCAAAACGAUCUGUAAAAAUUGUCACUGCUCUCACAAUUGUGCAUUUAAUAUCUGAAAUACCAUUUUCUGUUUUCUUUUGUUUGCAAUAUUAUAUGGUAGUUACCAAGCAGCCAUUAAAUUUUAUAUUGGAAAAUGGCUAUCAAUUGAUAUUUGCUUUGUACGUAUUGCGCUUUAUGAAUUACCUAAGUAACUUUUGGGUUUACAUUUUGUUUAACAAGAAAUUUCGGGAUACGUGCAGGUCCUUUUUCUGUCGUUGUAGAAGUCAGGCUAUUAUCUAACCCAGAUAUAUUACAAUUAUAUAAGAAGCCAGAGUACGUGCCAGAUAUGUUUUAGACAUUUGACAUAAUAUAUGUAUGGAUCUUAACAUGGCAGAAUAAAUUUUCAAUGUCA
This is a messenger RNA of Saccostrea echinata, 1136 nucleotides long. RefSeq names its product type-1 angiotensin II receptor B-like. The coding region runs from base 14 to 1024 and encodes 336 amino acids. The record is from RefSeq and is a predicted model, not a curated record. Lineage: Eukaryota; Metazoa; Mollusca; Bivalvia; Ostreida; Ostreidae. Gene Ontology annotation, cellular component: membrane. Gene Ontology annotation, biological process: G protein-coupled receptor signaling pathway. The transcript has a single exon. Gene Ontology annotation, molecular function: G protein-coupled peptide receptor activity.